AUGAAGAAAGGAGGCAGUCUCUCGUUUCUCUUCGUGCUUCUCAUCGCCACUGUCACUUCCGUCCUCUGCUUCAGUGAUGGUAUGUUACCAAACGGCGACUUUGAGCUAGGACCAAAACCAUCGGACAUGAAAGGAACACAAGUGAUAAACAAGAACGGUAUUCCAAGCUGGGAGCUUUCAGGCUUCGUUGAAUACAUAAAAUCCGGACAAAAACAAGGAGACAUGCUUCUCGUAGUCCCGGCCGGUAAGUUCGCUGUCCGGCUAGGAAACGAGGCAUCGAUCAAACAGAGACUUAACGUGACAAAAGGAGUGUAUUACUCGCUCACGUUCAGUGCCGCAAGGACUUGCGCUCAAGACGAACGGCUCAACAUAUCGGUCGCACCUGACUCGGGAGUUAUUCCUAUACAGACUGUUUAUAGUAGCAGUGGAUGGGACCUUUAUGCUUGGGCGUUUCAAGCCGAGAGUAAUGUGGCUGAGAUCUUGAUUCAUAAUCCUGGCGAAGAAGAAGAUCCUGCUUGUGGACCACUCAUUGAUGGUAUAGCAAUCAAGGCUCUAUACCCUCCAAGACCUACCAAUAAGAAUAUAUUGAAAAAUGGAGGAUUUGAAGAAGGUCCUUAUAUACUUCCAAACGCAACAACGGGCGUUUUGAUUCCUCCCUUCAUAGAAGAUGACCAUUCUCCUUUACCCGCUUGGAUGAUCGAAUCACUCAAAGCCAUCAAAUACGUUGACGUCGAGCACUUCUCGAUCCCACAAGGCCGUCGAGCUGUCGAGCUAGUCGCGGGGAAAGAAAGCGCGAUCGCGCAAGUGGCUCGCACCGUCGUGGGAAAGACUUAUGUGCUUUCUUUUGCGGUUGGAGAUGCCAACAACGCGUGCAAAGGAUCGAUGAUAGUCGAGGCGUUUGCAGGAAGAGACACUUUAAAAGUUCCUUACGAGUCGCAAGGGAAAGGAGGUUUCAAACGCGCUUCUUUGCGGUUCGUAGCGGUUUCUAACCGCACAAGGAUUAUGUUUUACAGCACGUUUUACGCGAUGAGAAGCGACGAUUUCUCGUCGCUGUGUGGACCUGUGAUCGAUGAUGUUAAGCUCCUUAGCGCUCGUAAGCCGUAA
Molecule: messenger RNA, 1104 nt
Organism: Arabis nemorensis
Lineage: Eukaryota; Viridiplantae; Streptophyta; Magnoliopsida; Brassicales; Brassicaceae
Source: the annotation of a GenBank genome assembly